This is a messenger RNA of Xenopus tropicalis (tropical clawed frog), 1825 nucleotides long. It is a transcript of the gene cyp2b6, whose product is annotated as cytochrome P450 family 2 subfamily B member 6. Lineage: Eukaryota; Metazoa; Chordata; Amphibia; Anura; Pipidae. Gene Ontology annotation, molecular function: monooxygenase activity; heme binding; iron ion binding. Gene Ontology annotation, biological process: aflatoxin metabolic process. The record is from RefSeq and is marked provisional.
AAUUGAAGCAGAAAGCAGCAUUGGGUCUUAGCGUCUGUGCCUAAACCUUUUCAGUUCAUUUCUGCAGUGGGAUUGCCAUGGAUCCAAUUUCAAUUCUUCUGUCUAUCGCUGUUUGUGUUUUCUUAUUGAACCUUUUCUAUGGUGGGAAAGGAGAUUCCAAAAUGUUCCCUCCUGGGCCCAAACCAUUACCCCUCAUUGGGAAUCUGCUCAUUAUGAAUAUGAAGAAACCCCAUCUAACAUUCAUGGAGCUGGCUGAGAAGUACGGCUCAGUAUUCAGUGUUCAGCUUGGGACAGAGAAGGUGGUUGUGCUUUGCGGCACUGACGCAGUGAAAGACGCUCUUAUCAACCAUGCUGAUGAGUUUUCAGAGAGACCCAAAAUUCCAAUUUUUGAGGACGUAUCAAAGGGAUAUGGUCUAAUUUUUUCUCAUGGGGAGAACUGGAAAGUAAUGAGAAGAUUCACACUCACCACACUCAGAGAUUUUGGGAUGGGGAAGAAAACCAUAGAGGAGAGGAUCUGUGAGGAGUCAGAUUGCUUAGUGGAAGCGUUCAAGUCCUAUAAAGGAAAACCAUUUGAGAACACCCUGAUCAUGAAUGCGGCUGUAGCCAAUAUCAUUGUGUCCAUACUGCUCGGCCAUCGCUUUGACUAUCAGGAUACAGCACUUUUGAAGCUUAUAAAGAUAAUAAAUGAAAAUGUCAGGCUGAUGGGGAGCCCUAUGGUUAUGCUGUAUAACACCUACCCAUCUGUUAUGCAAUGGCUUCCUGGAAAGCACAAAACUGUCGCUGAGAACACAUUAAAGUUAUUCAAGUUUCUUGAAGAGACAUUUACCAAACACAGGGAUCAGCUGGACGUCAAUGACCAGAGGGAUCUCGUUGAUACUUUCCUCGUCAAGCAACAAGAGGAGAAACCUUCAUCUUCAAAGUUUUUCCACGACCAAAAUCUAACGUUACUUGUAUCCAAUUUAUUUGGCGCUGGAAUGGAGACAACCUCUACCACUCUUCGCUGGGGCCUCCUGUUAAUGAUGAAAUAUCCAGACAUUCAAAAAAAAGUCCAAGAUGAAAUCGACAAAGUGAUUGGAUCAGCAGAACCCCAAACGGAACACCGGAAACUAAUGCCCUAUACUGAUGCCGUCAUUCAUGAGAUUCAGAGAUUUGCCAACAUCGCACCCAGUAACCUUCCCCAUGCAACUACUACAGAUGUCACCUUCAGGGGCUAUUUUAUUCCAAAGGGAACCCAAGUGAUCCCACUGCUGACAUCUGUUCUGCAAGAUAAAAACUACUUCAAAAAGCCAGAAGAAUUUUACCCGGAACAUUUCCUUGACUCUGAAGGACAUUUUAUGAAAAAUGAGGCCUUCCUUCCCUUCUCAGCAGGUCGAAGAAGUUGUGCCGGAGAAACGUUGGCCAAGAUGGAACUCUUCUUGUUCUUCACAAAGUUACUGCAGAACUUCACAUUCCAACCCCCUCCUGGAGUUGAGGUCCAACUAACCUCUGGAGAAGGCUUCACAUCUUCUCCUUUACAGCAUAACAUUUGUGCUUUGCCUCGUACAUAAAAAAUAUCAGCAUAUGUCAAUAAAAUGAAGUUUAUAAUUUCAAUAGUGAACAAGAAAAUUGAAUUUUAGCAAAGACAUUACGAAAGAACCAAAGCCACAGUCAGUUGCCAGAUAUUGUUUAAUGUUGUUAUAAUUAUAGCUUUUUCCUUUUUUAAAAACUGUGAAGCAUUACUGAUUUUUUAAUGUUGUACAUAUAUUUUUCUUUUGCUCUUGUAUUCAUGAGUUCAUAUGUUUCCAAUAUUUACAAAUAUCAUAUAAAAUAAAAUGAAUUCCAUGGG